ACGGAAUCUUCAGGCCCCUUCUAUCAUAAGAAAUGACAUAAUGGAACCGACAACACGUUUAUCGUUUUGAGUCAUCUGGUCGUUUUGAUUAGUGAAGAUCACCCGAUUCCCGGGCCUUCUGCCAUAAUGGCGACAAGAAGUCUCACUGAAGUGUUCAUUCUAAUGAGAAAUAAUGCCUUGCAAAGUCGCCACAUCUUUUCAGAACAAACAGCAGAUGACCGCAUGGCACUCAUGGGUUCUGCCUCUGUUGACCCUGAACUGGGGAUUGCUUCGACAAGGUCAUCUCGACUACCUCCAGAAUGGGUUGAUGGUGUGGAGGAGGUCCAAUUUGAAAUAUCCCGAAUCAAACAAAGAGUGAAGGAGUUGUCUGCUCUCCAUGACAAACAUUUGAAUCGACCAACAUUAGAUGACAGUGUAGAUGAGGAACAUGCCAUUGAGAUCCAGACCCAAGAAAUAACUCAGAUGUUUACCAGGUGUCAGAGAUUAGUCCAUUCCAUAGGCUCCAGAAGCUUGCAUGGGACCAACCAAGAGAAGCGUCUGUCAGCAAACAUUUUGUCAUCCUUAGCACGUGCUAUCCAGGAAAUGUCCACAAAUUUCCGGAAGAGUCAAUCAAAUUAUCUCAGAAAGUUGAAGACAAGGGAGGAGCGGUCACGACAGUAUUUUGGCACCAGUAUUGGUCCGGAUUCCAUGAUGGAGGAAGUAAAUAUUGCUGAUGAUGACAUGUACGACCGGGGCUUCACUGCUGACCAGAUCCUGCUGGUGGAGGACAACACAACAAUUGUGCAGACAAGGGAGAAGGAGGUGUCCCAGAUUGUCCGCUCAAUCAUGGAUCUUAAUGAAAUCUUUAAAGACUUAUCGUCGAUGAUAGUAGAUCAGGGCAGCCUUCUGGACAGAAUUGACUACAACAUAGAACAUUCCUCCGUCGCCGUCGAGAAGGGCCUGCAGCAGUUACAGAAGGCAGAAAAAUACCAAAAGAAGAACCGAAAAAUGUACAUAAUAAUCGUCUUGGCUGUCCUUAUCAUAUUUCUAGUCAUCGUAUUAAUUGCUGUAAAAAGUUAACAUUCAAUUUUGAUUUAGUCUUCAGGUAACUUAUGUUGUACUCUACAGAUUGUACAGGUUUGUAAAUAUAACUGACGGUGUUGCACAAAGUAGCAGGCCCUGGAUUAGCCGAGAGCUGUGAUGGCAGACAAGGGUCAAGACAAGACUUACAUGUUCUUAACUACAGGCUCCUACGGGUCUUGUCUUCAUGGUGGUCCCCCUUAAAGCUCUCAGCUAGCACUCGACCAGGGCCCCGUUCAACAAAGUGAUCUUAGCGCUAAGUCAAUCGUAACUCCCAUUCUUUAACACUGACUUACGACAAUCGUAGCUCUAAGAUCGCUUUGUGGAACGGGCCCAGGGCCCACUUGCACGAAAUGAUCUUAGCGCUACGACUGUCAUAAGUCUGUGUUCGAGUAUCAGAGUUAUAGCGCUAAGAUCAUCAUGUGAAGUGUACCCAGGACCCUGUUCCACAAAGGGAUCUUUACAAUACAACUGUUGUACCUUCCCUACCUUAAGGCAUCUUGUUUUAAUUACUUAGUUUAUGGAUACACUGAUGUAAACUUUAACAAAUAUGGAACAACAUGAGAAUUAUGAGGACCGUCAUGUUCCAUACGGCUCAGUCUGUUAAUACUUCUCUAAUUAAAUAUGUUAGGAUCAAGAGCAUAGGAUAACUGUCAAGGUCUGUAACCAUGGUAACAUAUAGUGUAUAAAAGUCUGUAAUAAAUGUAACUGUUGCUUAGUGGUUCCAGAAUGUGCUCUUUAAUGGUUGUGAAAGUGAUCAUUGGUUUUAUUAUUUUAACCCUACCAAUUUAAAUCUUCAGCAACCCAUGCUUGCAGUAAAAGGCGACUAUGCUUGUCGUAAGAGGCGACUAAUGGGAUCAGGUGGUCAGGCUCGCUGACUUGGU
Molecule: messenger RNA, 1943 nt
Organism: Haliotis rufescens (red abalone)
Lineage: Eukaryota; Metazoa; Mollusca; Gastropoda; Lepetellida; Haliotidae
Product: syntaxin-16-like
Exons: 8
Coding region: 127-1059 (310 amino acids)
Biological process (GO): intracellular protein transport; vesicle fusion; vesicle-mediated transport
Cellular component (GO): SNARE complex; membrane; endomembrane system
Molecular function (GO): SNAP receptor activity; SNARE binding
Source: RefSeq, a predicted model, not a curated record